AUGGCCACUCCCCCUCCUCCAAAUCCUCAUGGAAUUCCUUCGUUUCCUAAUAUUCCCUCUCCUUCAGGCUCACGAAAUCGAGGAUCUAUAGGAUCUUCUUUCUCCUUUGGACCCCAAUAUCUUGUUGAUUCACUCCUGGAUGCCAACUCAAGCACAGCGUCUCACCCACACUCUUUCGCUCUUGACCCAAAUCGCUCUGUUCUUCCUGCAUCUCCACUGCGAUCAUCCCCACGCCGCCAUAGAAAAGGCAAAUCCAGUUCGAGUCGCUACCCGCAUCCUUUGGCAAAUGACACCACCGACGUCUUCCAAGAAUCGGAAGAUGAAGUCGAUGAUGAGAGUGAAUAUGAAUGGGGUGUGGUCGAUAGGAUGAGGUUAUGGCGGCACGACGCGUUGAUGCAGCACUUAUAUGAGACGGCGGCCUUUUGGGGUGAUAAAAUCCUGACAUGGACCAACGAUCCCAACGACGCGUUUUGGCUUGCGCAAACGUAUUUCAUGAAUCACCAGUAUGCUCGCGCUGAAAGGCUACUUACCCGACCUUUCUCUACCACUCCACCUAAGCCACCCGACGAUGAAGCCAUCCAUGGUUUGACGAAUGGCCACUCUGGAAAGGGUAAAGGCCGUGAACAAGACCUACCUCCUCUUCCACUCGUCCCGCGCUUACCGAUGGGUCCUGGAGGAAUGAUUGAAGUACCGGAGGAUAUGCAAGAGGGUGUUUCGAGGCUCGUAGAUCUAAGUGUCGCGUGUCGGUAUCUUGCUGCACAAUGCCAGGUACGGCAAGGGAACUGGGCAGAGGCGACCGAGAUGCUCGGAGAAUCCAAUCCAUUCCGCGAGUCAGGACGAAGUGGUCCAGCUAUACCGAACGUCGACGGCGGUAUCAAGGUCGAGGCGUCGAUGUGCUAUCUACGGGGGAUAUUGAUGCAGAAACUUAAUCGUGGAGACUCUGCGAAGGAGUGUUACAUGGAAGCAUUGGCACUCGAUGUCAAGUGUUACGAUGCAUUUCUUGCCCUUAUUGAUGGAGAAUUAUUGACCGUCAACGAAGAGUGGGAUUUCAUCCAGGGCCUUGCCUACAAGGAACAAACGCCAGAAGACGCCGCCUUUGUGCAGUUGAUGUACACGUCUCGCCUCCGGAAAUAUAUGCAUGCUGUCGAACACGAGUUGACGCGACGACGCUUGGUCGAGGAAUAUAAACUUGGUGACAAUCCAGACGUGCUUUACAGCUUCGCGGACGCUCUAUACUCGUCGUUCAAGUGGGCGGAUUGUUAUGAAAUCACAUCGAGGAUCUUGAAUAUGGUCGCUAUACACAAACAAACCAUGAACAUACAUGUGGCGUGCAUGUACCAUCUCGAGCACCUCCACUCUAAGUUAUUCCUCCUGGCUCAUGAAUUGGUAGAGCGAGAACCAGAAAACCCGGCCAGUUGGUACGCGGUCGGCGUUUGGUACCUGGCUAGCGCCAAGUAUCCACAAGCAAGGCAGUACUUUAGUAAAACGUCGCUGAUGGAUCCGCGGCACUCUGCCGCUUGGGUGGCUUUUGGACACACGUUUUCUUUAGAGGGCGAACAUGACCACGCCGUAACAGCAUAUUCCACCUGUGCGCGGAUGUUCACUGGCACUCAUAUGCCUCUGAUGUUCGUCGGCAUGGAGCAUAUCAUCCUCUCAAACUUCGCCUUGGCGGACGAGGCUCUUCACGCGGCCAACACCCUCUGUGACGGGGAUCCACUUCUGAUGAAUGAGUGCGGGGUGAUGGCUUAUAACCACGGCGAUUAUCAGGGAGCGGCGGACUUAUUUGUCAAAGCUCUUGACGUAGCUGGUGUCACACAAAGCUCAGAAAAAACUUGGUGUACGACAUAUAUGAACCUGGGUACUGCACUCAGAAAAUUGAAACGCUAUCAGGAGGCUCACGCAGCGUACCAAAAAGUACUGGAUCUGGAACCCCGAAACGCAAUGGCGCUUGGGUUUAUGGGGAUGGUCUAUCAAUUUAUGGGAAACUUGGAUGUCGCUAUCGUCAAAUACCACGAGGCCCUAAGCAUAGACCCCAUCAAUAACCAAAUGCUGGAGCUCCUAAACUUGGCUCUCGAUAGAAGUACAAUUGUGCCAAUUAAAUACUCGCAAGGUCAGGUCGACGCCGCGAUUCGAAGAGAUCGGGAGCAGAAAAUGCUUGGAUUGAUGAGAGUACAGAAGGGGAAAGAACGAGCGACAAACGAAAUGGUUGCAGGGUUCCAACCUCAGCCUGGUCAUGUCGAUGAGGCAAAUAGCAGUAAUGAUAUGAGUGUAGGAUGA
Messenger RNA from Pleurotus ostreatus (oyster mushroom), 2277 nucleotides. It is a transcript of the gene CDC16, whose product is annotated as anaphase promoting complex subunit cdc16. Bases 1 to 2277 code for a protein of 758 amino acids. Gene Ontology annotation, biological process: cell division. NCBI's taxonomy places the organism in Eukaryota, Fungi, Basidiomycota, Agaricomycetes, Agaricales, Pleurotaceae. The transcript has 9 exons. Gene Ontology annotation, molecular function: protein binding. The record is from RefSeq and is a predicted model, not a curated record.